This is a messenger RNA of Daktulosphaira vitifoliae (grape phylloxera), 861 nucleotides long. RefSeq lists its product as uncharacterized. The coding region runs from base 52 to 861 and encodes 269 amino acids. The transcript is spliced from 2 exons. The record is from RefSeq and is a predicted model, not a curated record. NCBI's taxonomy places the organism in Eukaryota, Metazoa, Arthropoda, Insecta, Hemiptera, Phylloxeridae.
UUUGGUAAUUUUGCUUUAUUAGAUACUGGUUAUAAGAAUGAUAAAAGAAUUAUGACAAGAAACUACAAAAAAGACGACAUUGUAUUAUUAAAAUGCACUUAUUUAUUUGCUGUCUCUAAUGGCACCCAAUUCGUAAAAAAACAAAUAGCUACAUUAUACUUCAACAAAGAUGUUAAAGUUGGAUCAUUGUGGUUAUUGAACAUGUACACAUCUACAAUUGGAGCAUAUAGAGAUUAUUUCAUUAAUGGUAAAAUUACAAAAGAGAACUCUUUAAAAUUUGCUGAAAUGUUGAAAUGUCACGAAUAUGUUUACGAAAAAUUACAUUCGGAGUCGAAAGAUUGUGAUACAAGAAGUCGAUUUUGCAUGGAUAACAUGGACUUUGACGAUAAUCAAAAGUCAAACUAUAAUUACCUUUCUAAAUUUCAUAAGACACAAAUACGUGAUAUUGAAAAAUUACUUGACGAAAAUAAUAGUAAUGGAACGUUGAGAUAUGAAUAUUUCAGAUAUUUUAGAAGAUAUUAUUUAUCCUUAAAAAAAUUUGCACAAUACGACACUGUUGUAUUAAAGUUAAUUAAUAGUUACAACUUACGAAUACAAUGGGGAGAUAUUACUAAAAAGUUGAAAGAUGAUUUUACUAAUAUUCAUAAACUUGAUUGGCAUAAUACAAAUCUUCGUUCUUUCUUGUUGUUCUAUUCAACUUCUUUCAAUUUAUUCAAAGUAAUCAUGUUAAGAUUGACAUGGAAACAAUUUUUAUACAUUAAACAUCAAGAAGUAUCAUUGAAUAAAAAUCUAACGAUACAAUGGUUAAUGUCACUUAAACGAUUUGCCAAGUAUCUAGCAUUAGAAAAUNACAAUGGUUAA